UGCAAGUGAAGGGUUGUGUGUGUGUACUGCUGCUCUCAAAACAUCACUGAAACGUCCAAGAAAAAAUAAAUAAUUAGGGUUUCUCUGAUCCUUAGCUAAUUUUAAGUGAUUUCUAUGUGUUGUGCGUGAUUUUCCGGUGAAGGAUUUACUCCUGUCCCCUGUUAUUUGUCGUAUGACGAUUUUCGAUCCUAACAAUAUGACUACGUCGAUAAAAUGACCUUCCUGAUGUUCCCAACAUCGCUCUGCUGAAGAGAUAUCUGCCGGCUUCGGAUAUUUUGUGAAGCGACCAUGGCCCGUGCGAAAGUAAAAUUGCGCGAGCCGCUCGGGAACAGGGGCACCUUGAACGCCACCAGCUUCGUUUUGACCGUUCUUUUUCUAUGUCUCGCCGUCGGUUUGUCGAAUUGCGGGGGCGGCGGCGGCGGAGGCGGUUUCGCCAACAGCCUGGAUAAAAUCACCAAUAACUUGAAGGUGGCGAUCGACGACCUCAGGGGUUACAUGCCGAAUUACACGGACUACGCGGAAACGCGGCUUUUUCAAUCCGAAAAGGUCGUUUUCAAGCCGAAGGGCAUGGCGGGAUUGUAUAAUUUAACUGCGAUAGUUAUGGAUUUUAUUUUGCCGCCGGAUUUCCUUAUGCGAGAUUUGAUAAUUUGGAGAAAAGGGCCCUACGAAUACUACCCCGAAUUGAAUGACAAGAUCACCGUUACCGAAAUACUAAAAUACUACUGGCCUCUGAUCCUGGUCGUUGUGAUUUUGGUGCUGAUGACCGUUCUGAUACCGAUAGUGGGCCUGUUCUUCUGUUGCUGUCGAUGCUGCGGCAAUUGCGGCGCCCGGACGAAACCCUGUGAUAAACGAAGAGACUUGUGCAAGAAAGUGAUUCAAGGUGCUCUCUUAAUCGUCCUGGGAACUGCUCUAUUGUUUUGCGUGGUUUGCGCGUUCGCCAGCAAUCAGCAAAUCCAAGAAGGAACCGACGAACUCCCAACGCACAUUAACAACGCUUACAGCGAUUCGGGGAGCUUCCUGGACAGCGCCUCUGACCAAGCUACGAAUCUUCUUAUCAAUAAUUACAGGGAAUUCACUGUUGUUUUCAAGGAUACCGUUCAAAAAUCGGGCGUUCACGUUAUGCAACAAUUGAAUAUUUGGAGUAACGCGACCGCUAUGAUGGACUUGUAUAAUUUCGUCGAAGCCAUACCUGCCAUCAUCGAUCAAUUGAAAUACUUAAAAGAUUCCACCAAUCAUUUGAGGGCUAUGGCUUCCCAAUUGAACGACGCUAUGAGAAAAGUGAAGAGGGAUUUGCUAACGCUAUUGAGGAACUGCACGUUGGACGCUUGCGUCAGUAUUCAGAAGCAAAUCGCCAAUCUUCAAACCAAUAUUGAUUUCAAUAGAGAUCUUGAUAGGUUUUUUCCAAGACUUCCUGAUGUGACACCUGCCAUGGACGUGCUCGGUAGAUUGGAUUUAAACUUACUGAAAACGGCUGCCGAAGAGGGCAAAAGUAAAUUAGACAAUAUCGAAAAACAGAUUACAAGCAAUCUGAACGAUACUUUAGAGCAAGCUUUGGUUAAAGUCGAAGAAGCUGGGACAAAAAUAAAGGCCACUCUGAGCAACGUGACGCAGGUCAUCUUCGAAAUAAGAAGGGAAAUAAACUACAACAACAGUUCGCUGAAUUCAGGAUUGGCCUAUCUGGUGGAAUAUUCCGCGUACCGUUACUACGGCGGUUUGGCGUUGAGCUGCAUAUUACUCCUCAUUACCAUUUUCAUUGUUCUCGGCUUGAUUUGCGGCAUUUGCGGCAAACGGCCGGACGGUUACAGCGACAAUUGUUGCAACAAAGGCGCCGGUGGACAAUUCUUGAUGUGCGCCGUGAUGUUGAUAUUUUUAUUUUCGUUCGUGAUCGGCGUUGUGACUUUGGGAACGUUGUUGCUCGGCUUGGCCAGCGACAGGAGUGUCUGUUACCCCUUGCGACACCCCGAUAAUUCCGUUGUGAUAGACACAAUCGAUGAUUACCUAUUAAAAACUCUUCGCUUGCACAACCGCAACGACGGCGUGGAAAUUCAACUGAGCAGCGCCCUGAAAAUGUGCUAUAAAAACGAAAGUUUGUACAACGUUCUUAACCUCGAAAAGAGAUUUAACAUCGACAAUCUUUCGAAGCAAUUUAACGUAGAUUCGAUAUUGGAUACCAUUGAAAAUCAGUUGGAUAGAAUCGUGGAUCCGAAGUUCACGAUUUUGAACAAUACCAACAUAAAUAUACUCAGGAACUUGUCGCGUUUCGAUCCCGGCAUCAAUUUCGAUCAUUUCCAGGACGAACUGAGGGAAAAUUUCACGAGUAUGAGCUUGAACCAACUAUCCGACACCUUGCAAAGAAUCGUUGAUCAAAUGGAUAAUAAUCCUAUGUACUACUCGCUUCAGUCGGGAUUAAAGUUAAGCAUCCUCCACGUGAACACGUACGAUGAAAAAUUACUGGCGCCUAUGAGGUACAAGGCCAGAGAAGCUAUGGAUAUCGCUUUAAGUCUGGAUUCGAAAAUUAAAAUGAACGCUUCUUCUUUCCCCGAAGCCAUCCACAAUCUUGUGAGCGAAAUCGAGGAGGCGCAACACAAACUUAGAGAAGACGGUUCGAAGAUGUUGAUAGAUGCUGCCACUUCGUUCGGUGAUAUAGUGAAAGAUCAAGUGCAAAGUUACAUUCAACGGGUUGUCACCGAAGCGAAGUAUAAAUUAGGGAAAUGCGAUCCAUUAAACGUUGCCAUAAACGCUACACUAACGUCAACGUGCGACAAAAUCAUCAAACCUUGGAAUGGAUUUUGGGUAUCCAUGUUUGCCAGUUUGUUGCUUUUCAUUCCCACCCUUAUUGUUUCUGUGAAGUUAUCAUCGCUGUACCAAAAAUACAAACAAUAUGGGCAAUACGUUGAAACCGAAUAUUUGUAUGAUGUCUAUGCCGAUCGUGGGGACAGUGUUCCCUUGCACAGUCGCAGCAGCAGUAAAAGUAGAGGCAAUAAGAAGAAAAAAGGUAAAAGAGUGGAAGAUAGGCAUCAAAUGAGCGAAGUAGCGCCGGCUGCAUCUCAAUCUUCAGAUACGAGAUACGCAGAUAUGGCACCUAAGCAAUGGGAAGAAUUUCCCAACGGGGGUCCGCCGCAGUACCAAAGAGCUCCAACUGAAUACGAAAGGCCGCCGCCGUAUUAUUAUCCUGGAACUGCCCAACAAUAAGUCUUCAACGUCGCUUUUCUUAUUUUCCAAGUAAAAUAAAAAUCAAACUUUGAUAGACUGAUUUCGAUUUUGUAACAUCACAUCUUAUUUUUCGAAGAAACUUAUUUAAAUGUAUCGUAUACUUUACUAAACAGAACUCGAUCGAGUUAGAUGAGAUUAAUAUUUUUUAUUUCGGGCAAUAAAUAUUUGAGAUGCAAUCAAAGGAUAGUUGAAAAAAUGGUUAUUGUGAUAUUUUUUAGAAUUCUAAUACGUUUGUAAAGGAUCUUUUUUUGAAAUUUGAUAUUUGCUUUUUUUAGCCUAAUUGUUAGGAACUAAUUGGAAAAAGAAAUGCCAUAACGUGUUUCUAGAAACUAAAUUUUUCAAAAUAGUAAUUUCCAACAGUGCUGUUCUCUUAGUUACAUUUUAGUUGUAAUUUUAAUGAAAUGAUAUUGAAACAGAGUAUAGUUGAAUACAAAUAUUAGUCAAUUCGAUAGAAUAAUUUGCUUAGAUAAUGCAUGAAUUAUUUUUCUCAAAUCUGAAUUUUGAAAAAUUCGGUUUUAAAUGAAUUCGAUGUCCAUCUUGUGACUGACAUCUCGGUAAUGGCUAGUCAAUGAAACUAAUCUUUCGUGCAAUUAAAACGUUGGUGUUUAUACUAGUUUUAGACUUUAAUGCACUAAUGUUUCUCCCAACACUUUACUGGUUGAAAUGGUUCAAUAUUUAAUGUCAUAAUGUAAUUUGGAAGCUUCCAUUGUUUGUAUUUUAUGCAAUGUGUCGUAUUUUGUUACUAAAACUGACUGUUAUAAAAAGACUUAAUAAGUUUGUAUGGUGAAGUUUAAAGAUUCAAUAGUAGAAAUCAUUUUCGAUUUAUCUGAUUCAAAAUACACACAUUGCAUUGAAAAUUAACUCAGAAAUCGAUAUGUAUUGAUAUUCUGAAUGUAGAAGCGAAGUUCGUACAUUACAGUUCGUAUACUUAUUAUUUUUAAUUACAUAAAUGCUCAUUAUCUGAUUAGUAAUUAGUUGACAUUCUCGAAUUGUUUUUAUUUGUACAAUUGAUAACAUUUGUGUUCAGAUAUUUUCAUAUGAAGCGAAUGUUAAAAACAUUUAUUUUUAUUUAGCUAGGUAAUACAUUUAUAUUGUUAACAAAAAUAUCAUUGGAAUUUUAGUUUUCAAAGUGAUAACUAGUGGUAUUUUUGUGGAUUUACCAGUGGCACAGAGUGAAUCUUCAUUUUAGUUUUCUUAUGAAUUAGUUCAUUUAAGCAACUCGAAUUAAACUUAAUAGCGUUUACCUUUUAAUACUUUACCUACACAUGUGUUAAAUGUAAUUGAAGAGUCGUUCUUUAUACGACAGAUUUAACAGAAUGGUGUAGAAUGUAUCUGUUAAAUCAUGUCCUAUCAGUACACAAAACCAUAAUAAUAUUGGGCACAUAAUAUCGUUAAUGUACUAUUCCAAAUAUCUAUUCCAAUAUAGGUGUAAAGUUUAUGUGUUCAAGUAUACUUUUUGUGCUCAGUUUUUUACAUUACUAUAUUAUAAAUUGAAGCCAAAUUUUUGCCAUAUAUAUUCUACAUAUUUAAUGGUAUUUAUUUCUACUAGUGUUAAAUAAUUAUUAAUUCCAAUGUUUAUAAUAAAAAUUUUAAUG
This is a messenger RNA of Phyllotreta striolata, 4808 nucleotides long. The record is from the annotation of a GenBank genome assembly. NCBI's taxonomy places the organism in Eukaryota, Metazoa, Arthropoda, Insecta, Coleoptera, Chrysomelidae.